This is a messenger RNA of Myotis davidii, 1264 nucleotides long. RefSeq names its product SHC (Src homology 2 domain containing) transforming protein 2 (gene SHC2). Gene Ontology annotation, cellular component: plasma membrane. Gene Ontology annotation, biological process: intracellular signal transduction; cell surface receptor protein tyrosine kinase signaling pathway. Lineage: Eukaryota; Metazoa; Chordata; Mammalia; Chiroptera; Vespertilionidae. The transcript has 13 exons. Gene Ontology annotation, molecular function: receptor tyrosine kinase binding. The record is from RefSeq and is a predicted model, not a curated record. The annotation marks the transcript as partial.
CGCAAAGGAAGCUUCAUCCACAAGCCAGCGCACGGCUGGCUACACCCAGACGCCAGGGUCCUGGGGCCCGGGGUCUCCUACAUCGUUCGGUACAUGGGCUGCAUCGAGGUGCUACGCUCCAUGCGAUCCCUGGACUUCAAUACUCGCACCCAGGUCACCAGGGAGGCCAUCAACCGACUCCAUGAGGCUGUGCCUGGAGUCCGGGGCUCCUGGAAGAGGAAGGCCCCCAACAAGGCGCUGGCCUCCAUCCUGGGCAAGAGCAACCUGCGCUUCGCUGGCAUGAGCAUUGCCGUCAGCAUCUCGACUGAUGGCCUCAACCUCUCUGUGCCUGCCACACGCCAGAUCAUCGCCAACCACCACAUGCAGUCCAUUUCCUUUGCGUCAGGUGGCGACACGGACAUGACAGAUUAUGUGGCCUAUGUCGCCAAGGACCCCAUCAACCAGAGAGCCUGCCACAUCCUGGAGUGCUGCGAGGGCCUCGCCCAGAGCGUCAUCAGCACUGUGGGCCAAGCCUUCGAGCUGCGCUUCAAACAGUACCUGCACAGCUCCCCCAAGGUGGUCGUCCCCCCUGAAAGGCUGACCGGGCUGGAGGAGUCGGCCUGGGGGGAUGAGGAGGACAUGGAGCACAAUUACUACAACAGCAUCCCAGGGAAGGAGCCGCCCCUGGGAGGACUGGUGGACUCCAGGCUCACCUUGACACAGCCCUGUGCCCUCGGGGCCCUCGGAGCUGUCGGCCAGGGAGCAUCUCCUCCUCGAAGAGACACCCAUGGCCUGCACUGGGAGCUGGGCCCCUCAGCCCCGCCAGGGGAUGGCUACGUGCAGGCAGAUGCCCAGGGGCCCCGAGACUACGAGGACCACCUGUACGUCAACACACAGGGUCUGGACGCCUCAGAGCCUCUGCAGCCCGAGGACAGCCCUAAGAAGGACCUGUUUGACAUGCGACCCUUCGAGGAUGCGCUGAAGCUGCACGAGUGCUCCGUGGCCGCGGGCGCAGCAGCCGGGCUCGCCCCAGCUUGCUCUCUGGCGGUGCUGAUGCUGAGACCGUCCCCACAGGUUCGGACGAAGGAUGUGCUGUUUGAGAGCAUCAGCCACCUGAUCGACUACCACCUGCAGAACGGGCAGCCCAUUGUGGCUGCUGAGAGCGAGCUGCACCUGCGGGGUGUGGUCAAGCGGGAGCCCUGAGCCAGGUGAUGGUUCCCGCCUCGGGCUCCGGUCCCUGCUCCCCAGAUGUCCCUGUUGUGGCCUUACCGCCUUUCUCUGGACC